Molecule: messenger RNA, 756 nt
Organism: Aspergillus affinis
Lineage: Eukaryota; Fungi; Ascomycota; Eurotiomycetes; Eurotiales; Aspergillaceae
Exons: 2
Coding region: 1-756 (251 amino acids)
Source: RefSeq, a predicted model, not a curated record
AUGCGUUGCAACGACCCUAAAUGCGGCUGCCAGCCAGCACCUAAAAGAACGUCGAGAAAACUCACGCUCUUCUUGCACGGCGCCAAACCAGAGCAAAAAUGCGCACUGCACCAGCCUGGCGCUGAACUCGACGUGGUCUUGGAUCUGGUCGGCAACGUUCUCAUCCUGCGCGAAACCAUCGAGGAUCCCGAACGAAUCAAAACAGCCUGGACUCUCAGUGUGCACAUUGACUGCUCGAAAAUGCAUCUGAUCAACCUCAAAGGACUCAAAGACGGCUCGCUCCAACUGUCACUGCAAAUGCGACGCUCGGCCUGUUUUCCGAAAGGCAACAAGAUGCUCAUCAAGGAGAAGUUUCACGGAUUCGCGCCUCUUCAUCUCGGAAGCAGGCUUUACAACGACUUCUACUCCUGCGGCUGGUCGCAGCAGCGAAUCGAGCUCUUCCUCCCUGCGGAGCGCAUCAGUGGUUGGAAGACCGUGGCCCUCAUCCUCAGAACGUUCAAGGAGAUCUCGGCGGAGCAAUGGUGUCACCUAGCCAACAUCAUCAAGCCUCCCUCUGUUUCUCUUCUGGAUUGGAGAGGACUUUCGGAAGGUCUCAGGGCCAUGGCAAUCAAGAAACCUAAGGACACAGUCAAGGAGAAGAAGGCCUGCAUUGCUUCCAAGGAAGGCAGAGUCAAAUCAAUGCACCGGGAUUCGAUGGCUCUGGGGGAACAUCAGCUGGGAAAACUGCCGGUUUUAGUUUCGACUGUAUCCUGCUGA